GCUACGGAUCGGUAUAAUGUCUCAUUCGGCACCUGCUUGGCUCACUCGGGAUUACGUGGAGGAAAGGCUGCGUUCCUACUUCAAGGAUGAGUCUUUAAGACUGGAGAAUUUGGACAUCAGGCCGGCACUUGGCAAUGGGGAGAAUUGGGCCAGCGUGAUGACCCGCAUCAAUGUGGAAUACACCAAGAAGAAUUCGAAGGAUAAGGAAUCCACUCGAUUCCUGGCUAAGACAACUUUUCCCGACCGAGAUCCAGCGGCGGAGGUGCUAAUGGGUUAUGGGGUCUACACCCGGGAAAUGGACAUGUAUGAGCAGAUUCUGCCCAGGUUGGCGGUUUUGGUUCGCGAUGAGUUGGGAGACUCGCGAAAACUGUUUGCCGGCACUGUGAAUGUGGACCGCAAACGGGACUCGAUCAUCUUUGAGGAUCUAUCGCUGGAGAAUUACAGAGUGGCCGAUCGCCUCAAGAAAUUAGAUCUGGAGCACACUUAUCUGGUCCUGGAGAAACUGGCCAAUUUUCAUGCAGCUGGAGCAGCCUUAGCGGAACGACAGCCGGGAAUCUUUUCGAAGAAUUUCGAUCGCGGAUUUUUCAACCAGCACACCCGGGGAUACGAAUCCAUUAUGCGGAACCUUCUGCAGGCCCUCUCCCGUUCCUUGGAACUGGAACCGGAGUUGCGUGAGCGUUACCAGGCGAAAAUCGAUCGCCUGGUCGACCAUUUAAUGGAUUACGGCGAACAAUCGACCUCUAUUAUUCCCGGCGAUUUUGUGACCCUGGCCCAUGGAGAUCUUUGGACCACCAAUGUCAUGUUCCAGUACGAUGACGAGGGUCAUCCCAUCAAUGCCAUCUUUAUCGACUUUCAGUUUAGUGUUUGGAACUCACCGGCCAUCGAUCUGCACUACUUCUUUUCAACCGCAUUGCAAGCCAAUAUCCGACUGAAAAAACAGCCGGAGUUGGUUCAGUUCUAUUACUAUAAAUUAAGAGAUGCUUUGAAGGUUGUCAAGUAUUCGGGAAAGGUCCCCAGUCUGUUUGCCUUCCAUCAGCAGUUCCGAAACAGAGCCUUCUAUGCUGCCUUUGCAUCCCUGAUUUUCGAACCUUCGAUGGCCUACAAUGGCAAGGAGGAGGCCUCCAUGGAGCAGAUUAUGUCGUCUUCGGAAAAAGCAAUGCGGUUCAAGGAUGACCUCUAUCAGUCGGAGGAAAUCAGAAAAAAGAUGCACUUCACCCUGCCCUUUCUUGACCACUUGGGAUUAUUAGAUGUUAUGUAAAAUAAAAACUAAACCUUACUUUUAACACAAUCUAAGCAAUAAAUAAAACAAUUCAUAUUGUCACCUA
This is a messenger RNA of Drosophila takahashii, 1325 nucleotides long. RefSeq lists its product as uncharacterized. The record is from RefSeq and is a predicted model, not a curated record. NCBI's taxonomy places the organism in Eukaryota, Metazoa, Arthropoda, Insecta, Diptera, Drosophilidae.